Messenger RNA from Peromyscus californicus insignis, 5025 nucleotides. It is a transcript of the gene Kif18b, whose product is annotated as kinesin family member 18B. Gene Ontology annotation, biological process: microtubule-based movement. The transcript is spliced from 17 exons. The coding region runs from base 1778 to 4276 and encodes 832 amino acids. The record is from RefSeq and is a predicted model, not a curated record. Gene Ontology annotation, molecular function: microtubule binding; ATP binding; microtubule motor activity. NCBI's taxonomy places the organism in Eukaryota, Metazoa, Chordata, Mammalia, Rodentia, Cricetidae.
CACCCCACAAGAUGUAGACCAGAAGACAGAGGCUAAAACUGCACACAGUCUUCGGGUUUAAGGUCUAUUUAUUUAUUCAUUCAUUGUCCCCACAUUAAUUUAUGCACACCACAACAGGCAUUUGGAAGGCAUUGACAACAUGAGGAAUUAUAGGGAUUAAACUCCAAUCAUCAACUUAGCAGCUUUUACCACUGAACCACCAUGCCAGCCCUGCCUUGAGUUUGUGGGUACCCACAUAUAUAGUUUACAGUGUUGGGGAUCAGACACAUGGCCUCCUGAUUGCUAAGCAAGCACUCUACCAUUCAGCUAUAUGUUCAACCCUAAGCCUUAAAAUCCUUGUGUUGUGUUUUGUUUCUUGAGACAGGGUAUAUGUUAUCCUGGCUAUCUUGAAACUCAAUAUGGAGACCAGGCUGGCCUCAAACUCAUAGUGAUCCUCCUGCCUCCUGAGUGCUGGGAUUAAAAUCAUGUACCACCAUGCCCAGUUAAAAUUCUUUUUUUGGAUGGGGUGUGGUUUGAGAGAGGGUUUCUCUGUGUAGUCCUGACUGUCCUGGAACUAGCUCUGUAGACUAGGCUGCCCUCAAACUCACAGAGAGAGAUCCUCCUGCCUCUCUGCCUUCCUGAGUGCUGGGAUUAAAGGUAUGCCCCACCAUGCCCAACUGAAAUUCUUUUUAUAAGGAUUUUUUAAAAUUAUGUGUACAUGUAUUUGUCUGUGAGUGGGUAUGUGCAUGCAUAUGUAGAUGAUGCUUGCAGAGCCCAGAAGAGGGUGUCAGAGCCCCUGGAGCUGGAGUUAGAGGCAGUGGUGAGCCCUGCAAAAUGAGUGCUCGGAACCCAACUCAGGUCCUCUAGAGGAGCAGUAAGUGCUCUUAACCACUGAACCAUCUCUUCAGCCCCUAGGCCUUGAAAUUCUUACUGGGCUAAUUGUAGGUCAAUUGACCUUCUUACCAAAAAAAUUCUCUUAUCUUGGCUUCUGAGAUCCAAGAAACAGACACUUUGCCGGACUAUCCCCUCACCUCUCUUUGUACCUCAGCUAACAUAGCCACCAUUGCCCAGUAUGUUUUUUUUUUGUUUUUGUUUUUGUUUUUUGAGACAGGGUUUCUCUGUGUAGCCUUGGCUGUCCUCCUGUAGAUCUCGCUCUGUAGACGAGGCUGGCCUCAAACUCACAGAGAUCCACCUGGCUCUGCCUCCCGAGUGCUGGGAUUAAAGGCGUGCGCCACCACUGUCUGGCUGCCCAGUAUGUUCUUGCUAUAGCCUAAAUCAUACUACAUUAUUGUUAGUGCUUAAUUCUCCUCUUCCCCACCUCUUACUUCUUCUUCCCCACCCCUUUCCAGGGGCUCACUCUAUAGUUCAGGCUGGCCUAGCACUAUGUAUAUGAAGCUGGCUUUGAACUUGUAACAUUCCGCCUCUUCUGCCUUAGCAUGGACCACAAUCCCCACCCCUGAUAAAUAUCUAAUUUCCGCCUACAGAUUGUGAGCUCCAUGUAUCACUUAUCUCUGUAUUCUCUGAGCCUGGCUGUCAUAACAAAUCGUUGAACGAAUAUGAGAACACCUAGCACCAUUUCACUGAACGUCUACAAGGAAACAGCCAAUCAGCGAGCUCGGCGGUGACCAAUGGGAAGCGCGGAUGAGCGGACCGCCUAAUUUGAACGCGCCGCGCCGGAAGAAGGUUGGUUCGGUGGAAGAGGGUACGGGGAAACUCAAUCCGGGGUCCGAGGGCUCCGGUCUGUGGCGGAGGGACGCAUGAGGGACACCAGCGGCUGGAACCGACGAAAGGUGUUGCCAUGGUGAUGGCUGUGGAAGACAGCGUGGUGCGUGUGGUCGUUCGGGUGAGGCCUCCCACCCCAAGGGAGCUAGAGAGUCAGCGGCGGCCUGUGAUUCAGGUGGUAGAUGAGCGGGUGCUGGUGUUUGACCCUGAGGAGUAUGAUGGGGGGUUUCCUGGCCUAAAAUGGACUGGCUCCCACAAUGGCCCCAAGAAGAAGGGCAAAGACCUGACAUUUGUCUUUGACCGAGUCUUUGGCGAGGCGGCCACUCAACAGGAUGUGUUCCAGCACACUACACACAGCAUCCUUGACAGCUUCCUCCAGGGCUACAACUGCUCAGUGUUUGCCUAUGGAGCUACUGGGGCCGGGAAGACACACACCAUGCUGGGAAGGGAGGGAGACCCUGGCAUCAUGUACCUCACCACCAUGGAACUAUACAGGCGUCUUGAAGCCCGUCAGGAAGAAAAACAGUUCGAGGUCCUCAUCAGUUACCUGGAGGUAUAUAAUGAGCAGAUCCAUGACCUCCUGGAGCCCAAAGGACCCCUCACCAUCCGUGAGGACCCUGAUAAGGGAGUGGUGGUACCGGGGCUUUCUUUCCACCAGCCAGCCUCAGCUGCACAGCUACUGGAGAUGCUGACCAGGGGCAACUGCAGCCGCACACAGCACCCCACGGAUGCCAACGCCACGUCUUCCCGCUCUCAUGCCAUCUUCCAGAUCUUUGUGAAGCAGCAGGACCGGGUUCCAGGACUGACCCAGGCCCUUCAAGUAGCCAAGAUGAGCCUGAUUGACCUGGCUGGCUCAGAGCGGGCAUCUAGCACCCAUGCCAAAGGAGAGCGGCUACGGGAGGGUGCCAACAUCAACCGCUCUCUGCUAGCCCUCAUCAAUGUCCUCAAUGCCCUGGCCGAUGCAAAGGGCCGCAAGUCUCAUGUGCCCUACCGAGACAGCAAACUGACCCGCCUGCUCAAGGACUCCAUUGGGGGCAACUGCCGCACCGUGAUGAUUGCGGCCGUCAGCCCUUCCAGCCUGACCUACGAGGAUACUUACAACACCCUCAAAUAUGCUGACCGUGCCAAGGAGAUCAGACUCACGCUGAAGAGCAACGUGAUCAGCCUGGACCAUCAUAUCAGCCAAUAUGCCACCAUCUGCCAGCAGCUCCAGGCCGAGGUGGCUGCCCUGAGGGAGAAGCUCCAGGUGUAUGAGGCAGGAGCCCAGGCCCAGCAACAGCACUCCCCACGGUCCCCCAAGUUGAGCAUACCACAACACCUUCCGAGCUCCCCAUUACAGCCUGGGAACUGCAGCCAGUCCUACACCCCAGGACUCCAUGCAGAGUGUGGAACCCUUCAAGAGGAGAACCUGGAGACAGAGGCCCAGGAACAGAGGGUUGUGGAAGAAAAUGCUUCAGAGCAGGAGCAGUCCCUACAGGACAAGCAGUUUCCAACCCAGAUGCCAGAGCCGGACCUGCCAGGGUCGCCUAGUGUGACUUUGCAGCCGAAGUCGGUCAUGAGCCAACACUCGCCACAGAGACUGGACGGGGAUCAUUUUAAGCAGUUGGCCCUCCGGGUGUUGUGCCUGGCCCAGCAACAAUACUCCCUGCUGCAGGCAGCCAACCUCCUGACUCCUGACAUGAUCUCAGAAUUUGAGACCCUGCAGCAGUUGGUGCAUGAGAACACUGAACCUGGGGCUCAGAGCCCCAGGGCUCCUGGUCGGGCGAGGGGGCACCCCCUAGCUCAGGAGUGCUCAGAGUCCAAAUCUUCAGGGUACUGUGGUCCUGUCACCCGGACCAUGGCAAAGCAACUGAAUGGCCUCACGCACACCCUGGGAGUCCCACUCGGACCUGACUGCACCUCAGACAAGACAUUCCAAAAGCCCGCCGAGGAGAGGAAGAAGAAGAGGAAACUGAGCCCCACAGAGCCGGGCAGUCCACCAGCCCCGACUCAGGAGAUGAAGCGCCAGCGCCAGUCCUUCCUCCCCUGCCUGAGGAGGGGAUCUCUACCUAAGGCCCAGCCUGCCUCCGAGCCCAGAACCCCCAGAGGAGAAAGGGCCUCCUCCCCCUCCUCCCGGGUCUGCCCAGCUACUGUCAUUAAAAGCCGGGUGCCCCUGGGCCCUUCUGCCUUACAGAACUGCUCCACUCCUCUCGCCCUACCCACUCGUGACCUCAACACCACCUUCACCGUCUCCGAAGAGUCCCCCUUCAAACCCAGCUUCCAUGAUCCUGUUGGCUGGGAGGAAGUCCCCCAGGAGCUGAACUGCACAGACCAGCCCUUCAUUCCCAGUGCACCUGUGCUCACGUUCACCAUGAAGGGCCCCAAAUCUUCUCUACCUACAACCACUGCCGGCAAGAAGAGGCGUACUGUGAGGUCUUCAGUUUCCCGAGGCCGCAGCUGCAUUGCCCGCCUCCCCAGCAGCACUUUGAAGAAGCCAGACGGACCCUUCACAGUCCCAGAACCACCCUUGAGUCCCCACUGCCUUGGUGACCAGAGGACUCAUAAGGGACUGAUUGGUGUGACAGAGUGCUGUUAACUGGGUAUCCUGACCACGAGGCCUCCAAGCUCAUCCUGAUCCGCCAACACCUCUAGGCUGACAGCGUUCUCUGGUCUGGUGCUGCCAAUACCAUGAGCCCUGAUCUGCCCUCCUGCCCUUGGAACAAUUAACACCAACAUGCCUUGCCGGUAUUAACACCCCUCCCCAACCAUCCACCUGCUCUUUGCCUCUUUAGUAAUCUGUUACACUCAGCUUCUUGACAUAUAUAUAUAUAUUCGUUUGUGAGUAUUAAACAUGUGGCUAUAUUAAAGGAUCCUGUCAUGCUUUCUCAUUCCCAAAGCCUUCCAUGCAAGGAACUCUUAUGCUCUGUUCUCUACCCCCGAACCUCAUGUCUGACAUCAGACUCCACAGUGAAGGUGGAGGAUGAGGACAAGUCCUGCUCAGCUCUUCUGGUGUUUGAGAUGGGCAUCUUCAGCCCUGUGCCCACAGCCUGGGGUGGGAACGCCUCACCCCUUGAUGAUAUAGCUCAUGACAGGUGCUUUGGUUUAUAUUAUUUUCACUCACUAAACACGAGCCAUACACCCAGUGUAUAAGAAGAGAGGGGAAUGUAGCAUUAAUGUUACCACUUAUAUAUAAAUGCUAGCUAGUUACAUUGGUAUUUAAGUGUCCUUGACUUUUCCAUAUAUGUGUAUUUAUAUGUAAAUAUUUAUAUGUAUAUACACACAGGUGUAUGCCUAUAGAUCUAUAGGUUUUUCUCCUGUAAUGAUUAUUAAAUCAUCUGCACCUCU